CAAGACUUUGCUCCCUAUGGUGACUAAACUAGGCCUACAUUAUUAUUACUAAGGAAGGACGCUAUGUUGUUUUUCAAUGUCAACGUUUAAUCACAAUAUCAUACCACAAUAUAAUGAUUCAAGGAUAUUAUGGUCAUUAUUUCAUAGGUCACGCAUUCUUGGAUUAAUAUGGAUCCGCCAGAGAGUGAGCAGGCAGCGUCAUCAAGAAAUAGCUCACUUAAAAUAACAUUACCCACAGUACUUUGUACUCCUGAACCUGAGAAUGAUAUUUCCUUAAAAACCAAUUCCUUCGUGUCUUCUGAAUCAAAAUUAUCUCUUCCAUCAAAUUUAGGUACCCCUACUUCACCAUAUAAGCUUUCUUCUCCAUUAUCUUUGCCUGCCUCGCCCACUCCUUUCAAUAAAACUGCCCCACAGACAAUUUCAAACAAGAAUUCCAUAAAUUCAAAACAGACAAACAAUACACUUAUACAACACGAUGUCACAAAGAAGCCUCUUGAAACUGGAUCCGCUACAGGCAAUCCCCGUAACAAAUGUGCCCUCCAGCCCGGCCACAGUCUUAUGGACUGGAUCCGACUUGGCAACUCAGGCAAAGACCUCACUGGCGUCGGCGGACGUGUACGGCCCGUUUCACUGGCAGAACUCGCCACCCACAAUACACAAAAUGAUGCAUGGUUAGCUAUACGAGGGCGCGUUUAUAACAUUACACAUUACCUACCUUACCAUCCUGGAGGACCAGAGGAACUGAUGCGCGGUGCUGGAAUAGAUGCUACUCAACUCUUCGACAAAGUUCAUCCAUGGGUGAAUUACGAGUCUUUGCUGGCGAAGUGCCUUGUAGGACCACUUAAGUUCGAUCUUCCGAGUGCUGAAGAGCUAUUCGAAAAUUCUAGUUCUUCGCCAAAAUCCGACCGUCUUCGAGAACCUUCUAAAGCACAAGAACUAGUGAGAAAAUCAAUGGAAAAUCUAGCAAAUUGUAUUACACCGGUAAGAAAGAAAAUAACAUCUAAAAGCGAGGAAAAUGUAAAGGGAAGUCCGCCGAGUAAAAUUAUGCAAAGCUUAAUCCAGUCGAGUGAUUUGCCUGUUUCGAUAAGCCGGAGAGCUGCGUCCAGUCCGAUUAAAACGACGGAUAAGCCUGAAGUGCCGGUCCUUCGCUAUGAUUGGAUUCAAACGUCGACUAAAUUAACGAUAUCGGUGUACACCGGGCCAUUAGCCAACCCCGGGGGAUGUGCGAGCAUAAAUGAAGGGGUUUUAUUAGUUGAAGUAGCUAAUAAUGGUUGGCUCAGGACACUGAAAUUAAUACCCGAAGCCAAACUACAAGAAUCACUGCAGUUAAAAGUAUACGCCGAAAGUGGAAAAAUAGAGAUUAUUGUACAAAAAGUGGAGACAUGCGUAUGGAAAAGCUGCGGUGAAAUAAGUGUCAGCUCGGCCACGCGAGUGUCGUCACCACGGACGUUGGAGUGUAGCGUUGUACACGUGGGACGAGUGUCCCACGAUACCAAGCUGCUGGCGCUGCAACCACGCACCGGAUCUGUGGUGGUGCCGCUGGGUCACCACAUUCGAGUUCACAAACAAAUAUCUGGUACAGAGUGUGUACGUUCAUACACACCCGUCGGCGAAGGUUGGGGUUCACAGAACUGUUGUGAGACAGUCGCGCCUCUCAAGCUUGCUGUCAAAAAGUAUGAGGACGGCACUCUCUCUCCGUAUCUAACGUCACUGAAAGUCGGUGAUUCGGUCAUACUGUCUGGACCUUAUGGCAAUUUCCAAUUACAAAAAGUGAAGUUCGUAAAAAUUGUUUACCUAAUAGCAGCCGGUACGGGAGUCACUCCUAUGCUGGGAUUACUCAAAUUUAUGCUUUCAAAAUCGAAUCCCAGAUGCGACAGAGUCCACUUGUUAUUCUUCAAUAAAACUGAAAAUGACGUCUUAUUUAAAGAAAAUUUUGAUGGUAUAUCCAAAGAAGACAAAAGAUUAACUGUUGAACAUAUUCUAUCUGAGAGCACUUCGUCGUGGGCUGGCCGCAAAGGUCGUAUAAGCAGCCAACUACUUACAGAAUUACUACCAAAAGAUAUACCAGUAUGUGAGACACAGUGCUCUCAUUUUGCUUGUAUAUGUGGACCCACAGAAUUCACUCACGCCGGCCUACAAAUAUUGAAGAAUCUAGGCAUGAAAGAAGAUUGUAUACAUGCUUUUAUAGGAUAGAAUUUCUUAAAAAAUUAUAUUCCAUGUUUUUUAAUACAAUAUUCCGUGUUUUUUAAUACAAGAAAAAUAAUUCUCGAUACAAGUGUAGUUACAUAAGUAUACCUUUUUUAAUAUACAACCAAGUAGUAUAAAUCAGUCAAAAUGAAUGCAUAGUAAUAAAAUAAUUUUAUACUAAUACUUACGGGUGUUUUUGAAAUAAUAAUAUAAGUAGUUAAUGUGUCUAUGAUAAUGUCCAUAAAAAUAAUGACACCCGACAUUUAUGUCGCAUAGCUUGGUUCUUUUGUAAAAUGCUGCAUUUACCUACAACAUAUCUCCUGUCCCAUAACAAUGGGGAUAAAAAUUACAGUGUACCGAGGUUGAACCCCUAGGGUGCCAUCCGUCAGGCAGAAAUUGUCCUUCAUUCGCUCCAUUAGUCCUUCCAAGGGUUUAAGAGUGCCUUAUAACACUCUAGCCCCCAUUUUCAUCCCAUGAACAGUGCCAAUAGCAUUGAAGUAGUAGAAGCUACAACUAUAACUAACAUAACCCAAAUGUUCGAAUUCGAACUUUUCGCUCGCUACCUUCUAUUACAAAUGUACUUAAAUAAGGUCACUAGUUACGGCUACCCUAUUAUAAUUGAAUAUUGAACCAUGUUAUAAUUUCUUUUGCAAAAACCAGCCACUGAAACAGUCAACAUACUGCAAUAAAUAUUUCAAUAUUCAAUAGAAUACCAGGGGGUAUAAUACCCCCAUAUAUAAUUUGAUAUCACUAAGCUUACUCCUAACUGUGAACAUGCUCUGGUAAGAGCAAGGUUUUCUUCAAUAUAAUAGGUAGUAUUCUCCUAGCUGUUAGUGAAAUCAUCAUUGUACGUAAUAAUUAAUGUUAAUAGAAUAUCGUAACAACUCUUGACAUAAAAAUGUAUAUGUUGAGUUGAGUGUAGCUAAUAUGUCGAUUCGAAAAUUCCUGUUAAAUUAGUUUAUAGUAUCUGUAUUGAUGUCCCAAGAGUGAGAUAAUUAUUUACGCUGUAUUAGGUGUAUAUUUACUAGUAUUACUAAGAUGUAGGUACCUAUUAAAAAUAUUUCUUACAUAGGUAUUAUAAGAAUUUGGCCAAACAUUAUAAGCACCAAUAAGACAAAGUAAGAAAUUAAAUUUCUAUAAUUAUUGUAUGUACUAAUUUCAAUUAGAUUUAAAUAAAAGUGUGAUAAAAUAUUUUUUAUGAAUAGAUUAUUGUAAAAUAAUAUUUUUAUGAUUGUGAUUCGAAAUCAUAAUAAAGACAUAAUUAUUGAUCAAAUUACUUUUAAUGUUCUGACGUUUUGAAUACAAAAAGAUAGGAAGUUAAUUCCACCCAUAUGUGUAAAUAAAUGCAUAACCAUCUUGUAUUAACUUUAUUGAGCCCCAUAUACGAAUUAUUUUAAAUAUAUAAUUUUGUUUCAGAUUAGUAAUAAUAAUAUAAAAACAAUGGAAAAUUUCCUACUUAUUUUUUUUAUAAUUCUUUCAUGUGUCUGUAAGUGAGGCUUUUUGUUAGUCAUGUAUUAUUUAAAAUGUAACGUGUUUGUUUUAUUUGUUGUUUUCGAUGUCAAACAAACACAGGUACGUUUGCUUAUAAAUAAAUUUGAUUAAGCCACGUACUAUUAUAUUGAUUGUUUUUUCAAGAGUCAUUUUAAAUAAUACGGAAUAAUGAUGUAUUUUGGUACAAUGCCAUUUCUUUAUAUGUAUGUAUAUUCAAUUUCUGUAUUAAAUUACCGGACGGCACGGUUAUAUAACAUAUCAAAUUAAUUAUUUUUCAAUAUGUUAUUAAGAUAAUUUCUGAUUUUAGUUUAAUAGAAAUUUAGUACAGAUUUUUACAAUUUAGUUUAAGGAUAUUGUAAUUAAAUAUCCGUUAAAGUCCAACUAAAUUAAUUGAUAAUGAAUAUGACACCAUACACUUAAAUAUAAUUUUACAUUUUGUUUAUUGAUUUUGUUAAUAUAUUGUAAAUGAUAUUUAAUAAAAAGUGCCUACAUUCCAGGUGAAG
Messenger RNA from Achroia grisella, 4181 nucleotides. RefSeq names its product cytochrome b5 reductase 4. Gene Ontology annotation, molecular function: oxidoreductase activity; FAD binding; heme binding. The record is from RefSeq and is a predicted model, not a curated record. Gene Ontology annotation, biological process: generation of precursor metabolites and energy; superoxide metabolic process. The transcript is spliced from 10 exons. NCBI's taxonomy places the organism in Eukaryota, Metazoa, Arthropoda, Insecta, Lepidoptera, Pyralidae. Bases 169 to 2193 code for a protein of 674 amino acids. Gene Ontology annotation, cellular component: endoplasmic reticulum; mitochondrion.